CUGAGCCCUGAUUGAAUUCUCUCAGCUCGUGUACUGUAGAGUAGUAAACAGGAGGCUGGGACAGGAGGCGCUUCUGCUGCUCGACACAUAUAUUUCGGCUCGUUUUCCACCCCCAGAAACGUUAUAUCUCUAUCAUAGUGCUUUCAGGAAUGUUAUAUCCCCAUGAGGACUUACAAUGCGCGGAUACGUCGUUAUUUUAACAGCGGUUUUGCUUUUAUUAAUCUAGUACUGCAACGUGAGGUAAAAAAAAAAAAAAACAUCUCAGGGAUGCUGCGUGGUAAGCAGAGGCUGCAGUUUAAAAUAUACUACUAUGUAUAAUUAUAUUUCAGUCUGUAUCUAAGCAAGUUUAGCAUAUCUAGGUUCUUGUUUGGACUGCUCCCCUGAAGAACUACAGCCUAAUCGAUAUUGAUCGAAUGUGCCCAGUUAGGACUCAUCCUCAUCCUAGUCAACUCACAACCGCAACGCUCCUGCCUCAGUUAAUAUCGAGCUGUUGUAUCAUCCUUACCUAAAUGAAAAACAAGUCAUUCCUUCUUAAACCGUCAUGGGAGAAAGCGUUCGGAAAGAAGCCCAGAACGUCCUCCAGGAGCCACACCAGGAUCAUCGCCAAGCCUGGCUUGGUCAUCAAAGUGCUGAGGCGGAAGAAGGUUGUCAUGAUCCUCGCCUACUUUACACUUGUGGUGCUGACAAUGCUGAACCUGGCUAACUACAAAUGGCCCAAAGAGACACAGCCGUGCAGCCUCCAGGUGAGCGAUAACAGGAACUUUCAGAACAGACCAAACUUUCACGUGCUCUACAAGGCUCCGCAGGUGAAGAAGCGGCAGCUCGUGUACGUGUUAACUACAUGGCGCUCGGGCUCGUCCUUCUUUGGCGAGCUUUUCAACCAAAACCCCGGAGUGUUCUUUUUGUACGAACCGAUGUGGCACAUUUGGCAGAAGCUCUACCCUGGAGAUGCAUUGUCACUCCAAGGAGCAGAGAGGGACAUGCUAAGUGCUCUGUACAGGUGUGAUUUUUCAGUUUUUCAGUUGUACAACACUCAAGCCGGGAAGAAUAUAACCACUCUGGAAGUCUUUGGUGCCCCAUUUAAUAAAGUUAUCUGCUCCUAUCCCCUUUGCUCGUUCUAUAGAAAGGACGUGGUGGAAAUGGUGGACGAAAUAGUGUGCAAAAAGUGUCCCCCUCUGAGCCUUCAUGCGUUGGAGGAGCAGUGCUUAAAAUAUGACAGCAUUGUGAUUAAAGGAGUACGCAUUUUGGAUGUAAAUGUCUUGGCUCCUUUGAUGGCGGACCCGUCGCUCAAUCUGAAAGUGGUCCACUUGGUGCGGGACCCACGAGCCACAGCCAACUCCAGAAUUAGAUCCAAGCACGGGCUGAUUCGGGAGAACCUGCAAGUGAUACGGAGUAGGAACCCGAAGAUGCGGCGUUUGCCCAUGGCUGACCCGAACCAUAAAGCCGGCAGGAAAGAUGCUUCAGACUACCACGCCGUCGGAGCCAUGGAGGUGAUUUGCGAGCACAUGUCCAAGACUCUGAAAACGGCCCUCAGCAGUCCAAGCUGGCUCAAAGGGAAGUACAUUAUGGUGCGAUACGAGGACUUGGUGGAAAACCCAGUCAGGACCUUAAAUCGUGUUUACCACUUUGUAAACCUGACAGUUAGUCGCAACAUGGAAGCUUUUGUCGUGAACAUGACAAGUGGCCACAGUAACUCUGCCAAACCGUUUCAAGUUUCGUCUAGGAACGCAACUGUGGCUGCUAGCACAUGGAGAACUGUGCUCACCCUCCAACAGAUUCGGCAGGUGGAGGACUACUGCCAUCAUUCCAUGUCUGUUCUUGGAUAUUUACGUGUUCGCACGUUGUGGGAGGUGAAAGACCUGAGCAAGAGUUUAUUAAUGUUACCCAAGGUCUGAACCUCUGUGGUGGCCAAAGAACAAACGCAUUGUUGUUUUGCACUCCAAAUUGAGUGUGGUAGACUUUUAGAUGGGGUGUGACUGUUUGGGUAUUACGACUAGCACCAUUUGACCACUUUUGACCAAAAACAAAAAGACAAAAAAUACCUCUAUUUGGUGUCUGAUUUACAAUUUAAGCUGUGCCAAGAUAUAAACUCAGACAACUGAGAUUGCUUUAUAACAGGCGCAGCUUUGGAGCUUUCUUCUUUCCCUUAGAUGACCUUUCUUUCUAUUGAAACAAAAAAGCUUCUAAUACAUUGCACAGUAAUGCGUGGGUGAUGCCCCAAGGCUUUUAGCUUCACACAAAGCUAUGAAGGCAUGGAAAUGUACUGGAUUGUGGGAAAUUUAAAAUAUUGACUCUAUGCCUUCUGAUAUAAAUAUUUAAUGAUGCAGGGAGUAUUUUUAAGGAAUAUUUUGGACUAAUGUUCUCCUGGAACUUUGGGGUUUGGGGUCUGUUUCUAAUGUCUGUAUUACAGCAAAUUAUUUGAACUUAUUUCUGGUUAGGGUUUGAGAUAAUGGGAAACUUAAUGAGAUGAAGUGCCUUGUUUGAAGUAAAAAAAAAAUCAUUGGUUGUAAUGAAAGCCAACAAGAAAAAACCCCCCUCACGAUUCUGUUUCUUUCCUCAUGAUUAUACAUCACACUUUUACAAAAUCUGGUUAAUUAAAGUUUUUAUGUAUUUGCCUUGAAGAAAAUAAGAAAUCCGUACAUUUUCUAUAUUUUCCUUUAAAUCCCUUCAUCCUUUUUGUGUAUACUCAAGUACAGGUCAUGUGGUGUUUAAAAACGGCAAGGGAUGAUUUUACCAAACUAUUUCCUGUUUGUAUCCCAGACAUCCCUCUUAAUCGAGUCCUUCAUUCCAAAAGCAGCCUUCGGCACACACUGUCAGGACUGUAGUAACUGAAGAGAGUAAAGAGAUUAGGUUUGCCCCUCAGGGACGCUCUAGCGUCAGAGUCUUGCAGGAUUCACAAAAGUAGUGAAGUAUGUCAGGGAAAUAGUACGAAUAGCAGCAGCGCUAAAUAGGGACACGGUAUACAGGGAGGAUGUUAAGUGGACACAGAGGGACCUCAAAUGGGGACCUGACGGCUCUCAGAGCAAAGCCUUGGCAACUGCACUGGCUUCCUGCCAUCUCUUCUGUUCCACUCUACUCUUUCUCUCUCUCUCUCUCUCGCUCUCUCUCUCUCUCUCAGUCUCUCUGUUGUAAAUCAGAGGAAGAGACUUUAAAAAUGACAUCUUGCUAAAUAAUUGUUUCCUCUUUUUUUUUAAAUUAUGGAUUUGUCAAAAGAGAGACGAAGUAGAUCGGUUGAUUUAGUUUUUUUUUCUGGGGAAAAACGUAGCCUCCUAUUCAAAAUCCCAGUCCUCAGUGAUACGGUGCUACACUCAAUCACAUUUGCCCAAUUAAAUUAUGUUUUGCAAAGCAACUGUUUACAUUCACUGAAUGAUGAAACAUGGGGGGGGGACCCCAGGAAGUACACAGCACUCUGAAAACAAGGCUUGGACAACUGCAUGAACAAUAAUACACAAAGAUAACCAGGAACAACAAGAUGAAAGUAGAAUACGAAUGAAAGAUUUAACACGGAACAGGUAAACACAAUUGGGCAACAAACCAAUGACAGGACACCUUGUAAAUGUAGUAUGUGAAAGCAGUGCUCGUCAUACUGGGAAGCUUAACCCUUUGCCAUUGUGAUAUGCUUUUAUUUAUUUAUUUUCUUUCAGCUAAUAAACGCUAAUAAAAAUUUCACCGAAGGAGAAAGGACAGCAGUGAAAGCUACACAGAGUGAAAGAUACAUAUUGUAGUAGCACCUACAUGACAUUUGACAGGUCAUGUGCAAUGUUGCCAAAAGGCAUUUAAAGGGCAUUUAAAAACAAACCAAAAUAAAAGAUUUGGUUAUAUUUCUUCUUAUUUUUAGCCUUUGGUGGGGAAGCAAGAUCAUAACGUUGAUACAUCAUUUCUGAUGUAUAAACAUUAUCCACUCUCCUCCGUUUCAUCUUUAAAUCUUACUCUACACAUGUCGUACUUUCCAUAUGUUCGCCACAGCAUAUAUUUGUGGGAAUUGUUUAUAAUUAUUUCCGAUUUAAUACUGUGGACUGUUGUUUAAACUAAGCCCGAAAAAAAAACACUCUUGCUUGCUUGCGUUUUACCUGCAACCUUGGUGUAAAAAUCACAGCCAUGGCAACCCUAGUCUUGUGAGUUUCUUUGAGAAUAAAAAAUGUGGAGGAGCUGCACUGAACGUUUUGCUUUCUAUUUUUGUAGAAAAGUGUCGUUUGGUGUACAAAAAACAAAACAAAACCCCCCAAUGCUCCCUGAUAAAGAGUCAGAUCUUAUAUUAGUGGAAUGUCUUGAUUGCAGCCAGUGGGAAAUUUGGGGUAUAAGUUUAGGGGGAUCAUUCCGGACCGAGCAAAAGCAGACAAAUGACAAUGAACUGAAUCGGGCCAGUAUUAG
This is a messenger RNA of Ictalurus furcatus (blue catfish), 4371 nucleotides long. RefSeq names its product carbohydrate (N-acetylglucosamine-6-O) sulfotransferase 2a (gene chst2a). The transcript has a single exon. Gene Ontology annotation, biological process: carbohydrate metabolic process; N-acetylglucosamine metabolic process; sulfur compound metabolic process. Gene Ontology annotation, cellular component: Golgi membrane. Gene Ontology annotation, molecular function: N-acetylglucosamine 6-O-sulfotransferase activity. The record is from RefSeq and is a predicted model, not a curated record. NCBI's taxonomy places the organism in Eukaryota, Metazoa, Chordata, Actinopteri, Siluriformes, Ictaluridae. The coding region runs from base 510 to 1895 and encodes 461 amino acids.